This is a messenger RNA of Geodia barretti, 201 nucleotides long. The record is from the annotation of a GenBank genome assembly. Lineage: Eukaryota; Metazoa; Porifera; Demospongiae; Tetractinellida; Geodiidae.
ACCUGGGGGGUUUUCCCUGGCAUGGAGAUCAUACAACCCACGGUCGUCGACCCUGACGAGGCCUUCAUGUUGUGGGGGACCCACUGGGCCAGUCUCUACAGCCCCGAGUCCACCUCCCACCACAUCAUCUCUCACAUCCAGAACACCUACUACCUCGUCAACCUCGUCGAUAAUGACUUUGUCACUGGAAACGUCCUCUUU